Messenger RNA from Striga asiatica, 2419 nucleotides. The record is from the annotation of a GenBank genome assembly. NCBI's taxonomy places the organism in Eukaryota, Viridiplantae, Streptophyta, Magnoliopsida, Lamiales, Orobanchaceae.
ACACAACACGCAUCUACAUUCCACACACAGAUAGAAGCAGAACAGACCCUCGUCUCGUACUCUCGAUAGUCGUCUUCUUCGUCGCCUCCGCCUCCGACCUCCACGCAAUCUCCGAGUCUAAGCUCGCCGCCAGGUAUCCAUCACGAGAAUCUCGAAAUUUGGCUCGCGAUUUUACCGGUCUCCGCCCAUUCCAGGGGCUUCCCUGUUUCAGGCUGAAAACAUGUUGAUUUCGGGGCAUUUGAGGCUGAAAUUUGUGAAUUUGUGAUUGUGAGGUUCUGUCUGAGGUUGUGAGUUCAGGACUUAAUUUGUGAGUUUGCUGAAAUAUGUUGUUGAGACGGAAUUUUUGAGGUUGUAUCUGAAAUUUGUGUAUUUGAACUUAACUCGUUGGUUGUUGAGACUGCUUUUCUCAGGCCCGUCCUGCCCCGCCAAUAGGCAGGCUUUGGUGGGCUACGGGCUGGCCCACCCUGCCGGCCUGUUUUGACAGCUCUAUUGACAAGUAAUGCUAGCAAUGUCUCAAUCAAGCUUAACAUUUAUAAAUUGUAGCCAACUUCCUCACCCAUUUGUAUUUAUCGAUUUGCUUAUUUAUUUUCCAUUUUCUGGGGUUUCGCUUUGUUGUCCCGAGCUUUUACUCCAUGCAUGGAGGAAGAACAUUGAUGAGGGAACAAAAGAAAGAACAAUGAAAAAGAAAAGAAUGAAUCCCCAGCGCUAGUAAAAGAGAGUAUGGUGGCGGCGGUGGUUUCUUUUCCACACGCCCCUUUGAGUAUGCGCCGCUCCUAUAGCGACAGUAACAGAUUUGGCAUUAUUACUGUUGGCUCCAAUUCCAUGAGAUGCUGCUUUUCAGUUUCUUCAGUUGAUGGGGAUAUUGCAACCAGAAAUAGAAGGAUUGCGUGUGCAUGUGUCGCUCUGCCUCAGGACCUCUCAUCAUCCAGAUAUAUUGGUCCUCAUAAAAUAGCAAACUCAAGUAUCAAGAAGGACGAAGAAGAUGAGUCAGAUGUCCUUAUUGAAUGUAGAGAUGUAUACAAAUCCUUCGGGGAGAAGAACAUAUUAAGAGGUGUGAGCUUCAAGAUUAGGCAUGGAGAGGCUGUUGGAAUUGUUGGUCCAUCUGGGACAGGUAAGUCAACCAUUUUGAAGAUUAUGGCUGGGCUUCUUGCGCCAGACAAGGGUGAGGUUUUCAUCCGAGGAAAAAGACGACAUGGGUUGAUCAGUGAUGAGGAAAUAUCUGGUCUUAGAAUUGGCUUGGUGUUUCAGAGUGCAGCACUUUUUGAUUCUCUGACUGUUCGUGAAAAUGUCGGUUUUUUGUUGUAUGAAAAUUCUGCUAUGCCUGAAGACCAAAUUGCCGCGCUAGUGACAGAAACUUUGGCUGCUGUUGGAUUAAAGGAAGUUGAGGAUCGAUUACCUUCUGAAUUGUCGGGUGGGAUGAAAAAGAGAGUUGCUCUGGCACGUUCUAUAAUAUUUGAUACAACAAAGGAUACAAUAGAGCCUGAGGUACUCCUAUACGAUGAGCCAACAGCCGGUCUUGAUCCGAUUGCAUCCACUGUUGUUGAAGAUCUAAUUCGAUCCGUUCAUAUGAAAGGUGAGGAUGCACUUGGGAAGCCUGGGAAGAUUGCAUCUUAUGUAGUCGUCACUCAUCAACAUAGCACCAUCAGAAGAGCUGUUGAUAGGUAGUCAUAGAUUUCUAUUCAUUUACUUCCUCUAUGAGAAGUCUUAUUCUUCUAGUCUUGUUGUGCCCCUCACCAUUUGCGAUUUAUAUAGUCCUACUAAUAACAAAACCAUAUCCAGACUGUUAUUUUUGCAUGAAGGGAAAGUUGUGUGGCAAGGAAUGACACAUGAGUUUGCUUCAUCGACAAAUCCGAUUGUUCAACAGUUUGCAUCGGGGAGUUUGGAUGGGCCGAUCAAGUAUUAACAGGUGAGGCCAUGUGGAAAAGGUUAAUCAAUCAAACAAGUUGAGAUGGUGCUUCAAUUGUGAAGAACUCUUGCCAUUCAUCAUCAUAAUCCCAGUGAGGCAGGAGUGUUUGCUGCUAACAGAUGAGUUGUGGAAGUUUCUGUUUCUAUCUGCUGCGGGUUUUAUUUGCUCUAGGGACACCUUUGAUCCUCUGUUUAUUAGUGCACACUGGGUUCUGUGUGAGAAUUUCAUUCCUUAGUAUAACUUGUUUUCAGAAACAAACUUGUUUUGCUCACAUUCAUACAACUUGCAAUAUUUUAGUAUUAUGUAUCCUGUAGUGUAUAAUUGAGGUGGGGGAAGGAAUCAGAUAUAUUCCCCUCAAGUUGGCAGUCUCUUUCAUUUUUCUUCAUGUGGCUCAAGAACAAGCAUUUGAUUAUUUGCAUAAGCCGACAUCUCACAAGUUUCCUAGCAUGGCCAAUAACAAGCACACAUGACAAUACUCACCACCAUGCCAUGCUAAUUAUAUUACCUCAAAAU